AUGGCUUCCACCUUCUGCACAAAGCUGAAAAGCUACCAGUCCUGGUCCUCCGAAGCCAUCUGCCAGUUGUUAGCCAAGACCCAGGCUUCAACUUUCCCUGAAGCCAUGAAGAGUGGCAUUCUGGAUACCAUCCAGAACUUGAGCACGAGCCAAGGAUCUCACUUGAAGCUCGUGAACUCCGGCCAGAGUGUGCCCAAUUUGGCGCCAUACUUGACCCACUCAGAUUGGACAGCCUUGACCACUUACGUCACCCAGACGGACCAGUUGCAGGUUUUGGCCAAGCGGCUGAAAGGCAUGGGAGUCCAAAGCCUGAAGGAAGGCACCAAGGCACAAGGCUGUGGCCGCAGGCCAUGCCUCAGCCCAGACUCCAUCAUCUCUGCCGUCGCCGACUUUGCAGCGGUUUUCCAAGCUUUGCCAGCGACAAGUUGCCCGGGAGCAGCGACCUACCCGGCCAACCCCAACGAGAUGGGAGAAGUCUGGCUGGGAAAAGCUUACCCCACGGACAAGCCACUGGGCCAGGAGCCCUGCAUGGCGCCAUGGCUGAAGAAGGUACCAUUGCGGAACACCCAUGCGUCCUUGGCGGCCAACAAGGGCACCAGGUUCAGAGGCAAGCGACCACCUGCAACGCCACAAGCGGCCAUCACGUUUGAAGAAGAGCUGGAGCAGCUGAAGCUCAAGCACGGUCACCAGCCCAAGUCACCGGCACCACUGCCACUGCAGUCUUUCGGGGCUCCCACCAAGACGGUCGCAGCUGCAACCGCGAACCAGGUCUUGCCGUGGCUGCCACCAGCCCCUUCCCAGCCAACUGCAGCUGCCAAGGCCGAAGACACCAAGCCACCCACAGAGACUGCUGGCAAGGAGACUGCGGCCACAGACCCCACAAAGAACGACCAGUCUCCCAAGCAGGAGAAGAAAACUUUGGAGCAGUUCGAAAAGGAGGCCUUCGCCAAGCUCCAAAGCAAGAAGAACGAGACCAAGAAGCAGGCCAAGGAGACGAAGCAGUCCAAGGGCAUGAAGCGGCCAGCUGCGGCACCGGCCAUGCGGCAGCCACCGAAAGAGGCCAAGAAGGCCAAGCCCGCCGAGACUUUCGGUUGCAUUCGUUGCAGAGGCAACACCAAAGGGUGUUCCACGUGCAUCGAUCCCAACUUUGCAGGCUUGCGACUGCCAGGUCGCCAGGCAUGGAAAGACUACAUCCAAGCCAAGAAGGCAGUGCAGGGUAGCAAGAAGCCAUGCAAGGCCACGGGCUGCAGGAGAAAAAGAAGCAAGCUGCAGCAGCUUCUUACUUUCAAAGCCGCUUUGCCAGCUCACUCCCAGAGUGCACUGGCUGCUUUUGUCGACGCCGCCAAGGAGCAAGGCCUCCCAGAGAAGAGCUCUUCCAAUGACCAGCGGAAAGCCAGGGACGAGCUUCUACAGAGCUGCCAUGGUGGGCCACUGGGUCCUUUGAUCCAAGAAGCAGAGGUCACCACCGAUGAUGGUGCCAAAGUCACCAUGUAUUUUGCCAACCUUUUGGUCUACUUGGCCAGCCUUUUCCAGAUGGGUGGAAGCUUCCAUGAUCUGGUCCAAAGGAAGCACCGAGCCAACCCAUCAUCGGUCUCCAAGCCAUGGCAACUUAUUAUUUAUUCGGACGAGGUGAUUCCUGGAAACGUGUUAGGACCAGCCCAACGAAAGUUGUGGGCGAUCUAUGCCAGUUUCCAAGAGAUGGACCAGUUCCUCCACCACGAAGACCUCUGGCUCACCAUCUCCCUGGAAAGGUCCAGCUUCGUCAGCCAGGUCCAAGGCGGCGUUGGCCAGAUCAUGUCCAAGAUCUUGGAAGCCAUCUUCGCCAAUGCCCACGUGGAACCACAGGCAGGGUUUUUAUUGAAAAGUCCAUGUGGCCCAGGUUCCGAUGUUCGACUGCAUUUUCGGUGGGCCAUCUGUCUUGCAGACGGUGCUGCCCACAAGCAGAUUUGGUCCAGCAAGGGGGACGCAGGCACAAAAUUCUGCAUCCUUUGUGCCAACAUCCACUCAGGACAACCCACCACUGGCGACGACGAGGACACCAUGGACCAUCGCACCACCAAGUACAGCCAGUUGGUCUUGACCACUGACGAAGACGUCGUCCAGUCCUUCCACAGAUUAAACGAAAGGCGAGCCACGUGCAGGACCAAAGCUGAAUUCUCGCAGUGGCAACAAGCCACCGGCUGGACCUGGAAUGCCCAUGCCUUGCUCCUCAACCAGACUUUGUUGGCCAAGAACCAGGUGAAGCCAGUCAGCCAAUUCUGCCAUGACUGGAUGCACGGCAUUCUGCAAGGAACGGCCCCGGUCGUGCUGUUCCACACCUUCCAUGCCAUCUCUGAGCACUACAACAUUUGGGAGGCCAUGGGCCCAUACAUGGCCAUGUGGAACUUUCCAGGUGCUACCAAAGCCGGUCACUUGGCCGGUUUGUUUGACGCCAGCAAGGUCGCCAAGUACAAGAGCAGCCACAAGUUCAGUUGCCAGGCUUCCGACCUGCUAGGCAUUUAUCCAGUCGUUCGCCAUUUUUUGCAUUCUGUACUUGUGCCAAGCGGAACCUGCCCAAAGCCCUGCCAAGCUUUCCUCAGCCAGGCCUGCUUGUUAGACCAGGUUCACCAAGGGGUCAUGUAUGGGGCCACCACCAGGGCCAGCCUUCUGGAGGCUGCGGAAGAGUCCAUCCAGAGCUUCCAGCAGGCCAACUUCGACGUGGGAUUGAUGAGGAAGUGGCAUUGGCUCUUGCAUCUUCCAGAUUUUCUCCACCGGCAUGGCUGCCUGCUCUCCACUUUUACCAGCGAACGGAAACAUAAAACAAUUUCGGCUUUCGCCACCAGGCUCCAGAAGACCACUGCCUUCGAGAUCCACUUGAUGAAGCAAGUGCUCGCCAUGGAGAUCACCACGUUGACAGAGCCCGGGCGGUUUCCAGACUCCUGCCAGUUGGUGAAGCCAAAGAAGCCCAACAAGCAGCAGCUGCAAUUCCUCAACCAGUUUGUGGAUUGCUCCGCGAGCGAAGCCAAGGUUGCUUCCGUCGCGAGGCUCGCAAGGGGUGGUGCCAUCCAUGCCCAGGACGUCGUGGUUUUCCGCCAGGACAACGGAAGAUGGGACCUGGGCCAGGUGCUUUUCCAUUUGGAGCUCGGAGACGACAAAGCCACACUCGUCCAACGUUGGAGGCCAACAGAGACACAGAAGACAAAGCAGUUCGCCAAGUGCUCCAUCACCAACGAGCAAGGCUUCGUGACCAUGGACUCCAUCCUGUACCCACUGGUGUACAGCAAGACCUCGGAGAGCGAGGCCACUGUGCUGCUACAAUACCAGCUGUACCACAGGCAUGGGGCGGCUGUCCGGGACGAGGAGCUGUCCGACUUGCUUGAGUCCGACAUCGCUGGCCACUCAACCACCUACGACUCCAGCAGACAGCCUUCUGCCUGCUCAAACGCGACGUCUGCCACGCCAGGUUUGCCGACGAUUCUGACAACAGCCGUGGACAAGCUGCCAUCCGACAAGCAAUGCCCUCCUGAUCACAGCUCUGCAGCAGGGCCAAGCACUGACAGCGAGAACAGAAGCAAUGAGCCAGACAUGCCUGACACAGACAAAGGGCCCAAAGGGCCACAAGGGCCACUACAAGAUCAGCUAUUGAAGAAGCUUGAGAUUGAUGUCGUUGAGCCGGUCGAGAAGCGAGAAGCUUUGGCCGAACCGGAGCCAGCUCCCAGCCCCGAGUGCCGCAGCGCGCUUUCCACGCAGACUGUGGGAGUUCCGCCUGUCGACGUCGUUCAUCCCACCAGUCCGAGCACUCCGGGCAGCCCCAGCUUUGCUCUGUCCCCAUUGACCCCAUGUGGGGGGGGCAUUGGCUCCGGCAUGGAGGCCGAAGCAAGAGGUGUGAGCGAGGCCGUAUUCGUCUCAACGUCAGCGGAGGUACAGGUGGUGACCGAUCCACACCUGUGGCAAGCGGUCACAGAGGGCGACCUGUGCAAGCUGCAAGAACUGGUGGCAACAGGCUUGCUUCACAGCGGCCGCGUGGCUGACGUGAACCGACACAGCAUAUUUUGGAAUGCCCUGGCAUUUCAACAAAUCAAGGUGGCCUUGUUUCUGCUGCACCAUUUCCCACCAGGAUCUGCGAAUGGUGUGGAUAUCACAGAGGUCCAUCCAAGACGGCAAGACACACUGCUGCACUUGUGUUUGUACAUUCACGAGUUUUCCGCUGCCGCAGCUGAGCUCUUCCAGCGGCUUUACCUGGGCAUUGGCACAGUGUGGAACAAGGCUGCCCUGCAGGCCUACAGGAGCAGGCCUUCUUCCACCGCUGACACAUUCCUACACUGCGCGGCAGCAAGACUGAACUUCUGGGUUCUGCGCUACACACUGUCGUCGGCAGAUGCUGUCUACUUGUUGCAGCACAAGAACGGCAAUGGCCACACUGCAUUUCAGGUAGCUCACUGA
Symbiodinium natans is the source of this 4422-nucleotide messenger RNA. The record is from the annotation of a GenBank genome assembly. NCBI's taxonomy places the organism in Eukaryota, Dinophyceae, Suessiales, Symbiodiniaceae.